Lycium ferocissimum is the source of this 1870-nucleotide messenger RNA. RefSeq names its product carbon catabolite repressor protein 4 homolog 1-like. NCBI's taxonomy places the organism in Eukaryota, Viridiplantae, Streptophyta, Magnoliopsida, Solanales, Solanaceae. Gene Ontology annotation, molecular function: poly(A)-specific ribonuclease activity. Bases 16 to 1674 code for a protein of 552 amino acids. Gene Ontology annotation, biological process: nuclear-transcribed mRNA poly(A) tail shortening. The transcript has 11 exons. The record is from RefSeq and is a predicted model, not a curated record. Gene Ontology annotation, cellular component: cytoplasm; CCR4-NOT complex; nucleus.
AGGUAUAGGACGCAAAUGACACGGUACCGUAUACAAAGUGAUAGAAAAGUUGCCAUCUGCAGCGUCCAUCCAUCUGAGCAAGCUACGUUGCAGUGCCUUGGAUGUGUGAAGGCCAAAAUCCCUGUUGCGAAGAGUUACCAUUGCUCGCCAAAAUGUUUUUCAGAUGCAUGGCAGCAUCAUCGUGUUCUGCAUGAACGUGCUGCUAGUGCUGUGAAUGAAAACGGAAAUGAGGAGGAAGAAAUAUUUGGGCGAUUCAAUAGUACAGGAUCUGGUGUUAAUACGAGCUUGACUUCUUUGCAAUCUAGCGGUAGCUUGACAAAUGGAACCACACCUUUAUACCCUGUGGCAGUAACUCAAAGAAAUGGUGGUGAAACCUGGUUUGAAGUUGGACGCUCUAAAACAUACACCCCAUCUGCAGAUGAUAUUGGUCACGUCCUUAAAUUUGAAUGUGCUGUCAUUGAUGCAGAAACAAAAUUACCUGUUGGACAUGCUAGUACUGUUUUAACAUCUCGAGUGAUUCCAGCUCCAUCUCCUACUCCACGUCGCUUGAUUUCAGUUAGUGGAGUUGAUAUACCAGUGCAUCUGGACUUAGAUAGCUGUUUAUCAUCUUCAGGAACUUUUACUGUGCUCUCAUACAACAUUCUGUCUGAUGCAUAUGCAACAAAUGAAUUGUACAGUUAUUGCCCCUCUUGGGCUCUUUCUUGGACUUACCGGAGACAAAAUCUAUUGCGUGAAAUAGUUGGCUACCGUGCAGACAUUGUUUGCCUUCAAGAGGUUCAGAGUGAUCACUUUGAGGAAUUCUUUGCACCUGAGCUGGAUAAACAUGGUUAUCAAGCUUUGUUCAAAAGAAAAACAGCUGAGGUGUUCAGUGGGAAUAUCAAUACUGUUGAUGGUUGUGCCACAUUUUUCCGCCGAGAUAGAUUCGCACAUGUUAAAAAAUAUGAGGUUGAGUUCAAUAAAGCUGCUCAAUCUUUGACUGAAGCCUUAGUUCCUAGUGCCCAAAAGAAGACCGCACUAAGUCGUUUGGUUAAGGAUGACAUUGCACUUAUUGUGGUUCUGGAAGCCAAGUUCAAUAACCAGGGGGUUGACAACCCUGGGAAGCGUCAACUUGUUUGUGUGGCUAACACACAUGUUAAUGUUCAUCAAGAGUUAAAGGAUGUUAAACUUUGGCAGGUUCACACACUUUUGAAAGGACUAGAGAAAAUUGCUGCUAGCGCUGAAAUUCCAAUGCUGGUCUGUGGUGAUUUUAAUUCAGUUCCUGGAAGUGCUCCUCACGCACUUCUUGCAAUGGGGAAAGUUGAUCCAAUGCAUCCAGAUCUAGCAGUGGACCCUCUUAGUAUUUUGCGUCCAGCCACAAAGUUAAUGCAUCAGCUGCCAUUGGUAAGUGCUUACUCAUCCUUUGCCCGAAUGCCUGCGGUCCGUGGACUAGAGAAACAACGAAGGAGGAUGGAUCCUAGUACCAAUGAACCCUUGUUUACAAACUGCACCAGAGAUUUUAUUGGGACUCGUGAUUAUAUAUUCUACUCUGCCGACUCUUUAACUGUUGAAUCGUUGUUGGAGCUCUUAGACGAGGAAAGCUUGAGAAAAGACACAGCACUUCCUUCUCCAGAGUGGUCCUCUGAUCAUAUAGCACUCUUAGCUGAGUUUCGCUGCAAGCCUAGAACUAGACGCUGACAAUGGAUGGGUAUGCAAUUUGUUUCUAUAUAUAUUUGCUUGUAGAAGCUCACCCUUCGCCGCUGUUGGUUGAGCAUUCGUCCAUUUAGGUUUUUGUUUUGUUACAAUGGUUCAUUUGGUGCAGGUCUUGCUUGAGGAUGAUUUGAAAAAUAGAAGCACAAACAAUCAAAAGGACAAAUAUAUGUCAUUGUAAGAA